Messenger RNA from Carassius auratus (goldfish), 660 nucleotides. Its product is annotated as unique cartilage matrix-associated protein-like. Gene Ontology annotation, cellular component: extracellular matrix. The record is from RefSeq and is a predicted model, not a curated record. The transcript has 5 exons. Bases 40 to 447 code for a protein of 135 amino acids. Lineage: Eukaryota; Metazoa; Chordata; Actinopteri; Cypriniformes; Cyprinidae. Gene Ontology annotation, biological process: regulation of osteoblast differentiation; embryonic skeletal system development.
UGCAGCUUUCUCUUUGCUCUUUCUCGGGUAAAUCUAAAAAUGUCCUGGACGCGACCUCUUCUUCUCACCUGUCUCGUUGCUUUGUCCAUCAUCACCUUGCUCCAUGGAGCCGACAGCACCGCUGUGUCAGAUAAGAAGGCAGCCAGUCCUCAAGGUGCACUGAGGAAGAUCUUCAUGCCAGAGGCAGAUGCCUCCAGCUUCAUCAAACGACGAGGCAGGAGGGCUGUAAAAACUCAAGAUGAGAUAAAUGCUGAGCAGAGACAGAGGCUGGCCGCAGAUGAGAGAAGGAGGGAGUAUCAUGAGGAGCAGAGGAAUGAGUUUGAGAGUCACGCUGAAGAGGAGCACGACGAGCAAGACGAGCGCACCAGAGAGAAGACGGAGCAGUGGAGAGAGUUUCACUACGACGGCCUUGACCCAUCUUAUGAGUACAACCGACACACGGUCUAAAACAGAGGAUAACGGGUAGAGAGCUAGUCUUAUUUGUGUAUUCAUGCAUGCAGAACAUAUGUAAUCCAUGUAUAAUAGUUCUCGAAAAAGAUGUACAUUUAUUCAUAUUCAUACUCGCCAGUUAUUAUUUUUAUGGCUAGUUUAAAAUGGAUUGUAGCCUACAUUUCGUCACACACUUUAAUGACACAAGUCAUUGCACAAGUUACAGAAAAU